GGAGGGCUGAAAAAGAAUUGAGGCUGUUCGCUGAGGCUAACGAGAUUGUGGCUGGCUAAGAACUAAAGGUUGAUUGCAACUGUUGUGAAUUGUCGUAGCGGCAGGGGCUGUCCUGCCUAACGGUGGUAGCUACUCUUGCUACUGCCCGCCUGUCAACUCGACUAACGUGUCGUCCAAGUAGAACACUUCUGCUUUUGCGACCCCCUGGGGCACACGAGGGGAUUGUGUUCAUGUAUCGGUCUCUGUGUUGGUAUUAAUGGCCAUUUCGUCGCCGUCGUUGUUUGCUACCCCUUGCUAUCGUCGUGUUUGGUUCGUGUUCGGCCGAGUUCGAUCAUUUGUCGUUGUUUUGUUUUGUCGAUCCAAUGUCUCUUCACAGCUUCUUCUUCGUUUUCAUAGUAGUCGGUCGCAAACUGCCCGAUGCGAAGGACUGCGAUAUGACGCUGACGUGCGGGAAAAAGUGAGAGUUUGUCGUCUUCGCUCGUCGUUGUGGUUGCGUGAGUCGCUCCUGUCUUCCGGUCAGCGAGCAUGACUUGCAAGGCACGGUAAGUUGGAUCAUUGGCUCGCUUACUGAAUCGCCUAUGGAAAAAGCGGCAUAACCGUGGCUAGUGGCCGGCCACGAAUAAUUGUAUUAGACUACAAAGAAUCACAUUGUUAUUAUAAGCUGCUUGUCUGGCAAAAGGCCUUCUUAUUUGUUAUUUACUCUUGUUCCUUGGAGCGUGUUGGUAACGUGCGCGAACGAGAGAGGAGCGCGUGAAAUCCGUCGAAAAAUAGCAUAGUGCGAAGGAGCAAACUUCAUUGGACCAAUUUCAUCAUCGAUAUUGACGAUUUCUACCGACGACAUCAGGGCUUAUGAGUCAUUUAUGCCACAGCUUUUCGGCGUGAUUCGAGGUUUGAUCUUCGUUAUAAAAAGUGUUAUUUUGUGGAUGGAAAGCAUUUAUUGAAAAUUGUGGCCAGCCGGUAACACUCUCUUCCCAUCCUCUUAUAAUAAUAUUCAUCAGCGUUUUUCACUAAAGUGCUAUAAAGUGUUCGCCACUGUUUUCUACUACAAAUAUUACAGUUAUUGCCUCUGAUUACGCUGAGAGCACUCGAUAUAUCAGUAAUACUUCGACCUCUGAUUUGAUGUGAUAAAGUUGACAUGCAAGUUACUGCGUUUAAGUUAUGACACACUCCUAUUUUUUUCGUCUUCUUAGCCCAUUACCAUUCUGUAGUUUAUGUUCAUCCCCUGAUCUAAUGGUGCCGGUUUACCUGUGUACGUCUGAUCGUCGGACAUAACCGGAUACAACGUUAUUAGUGUUCAUCAUGUGAAGGAAAAAUGUUUGUUAUGAAUUCUGGAUCCAUAACUACCUCAACUUUUACCAACGCCAACAACAGCUAUAAUUAGCGGGUUGUAAAAAAAAGGCCGAAUUUCGUGUCCUUUGUCAUCUGCUCACAAUCCAGCACACAUCGAUUCACCGUUUCGUUUCAAAAGACUUAAUUGUUAAUCGUGAUCUGACGCUCGAUAAAACCUGUGACGCUCGCUUUACUUUGUUUGUCACCGCGGCGCCGCAAGUUAGUAGCGCGCUAUUCCGCCUCGCUAGAGGUCAGGGCGCUCUAGACGCCCUUCAUUGAAGCGACUCCGGUGGCACAUCAAUUGAGUGGCGGCCGAGUGCGACGGCACGCGCGCGCACUGAACAAAUCAUGCGCAAUCCCGGCUAAAAUGGCGGCAAGACCCCAUUGCGCCGCCGUUGAGGGGCCUCGUCGGGAGAGACUGCGGCCCGGGAGGCGGGGACGGUUGUGGGGCUCAGGGGGACAGCGGCAAAGACAGAAGCAGGGGUACCCGUACACUUUUGCCGACGUCGCGGUACCCCAACAGGAUAGCCGGGUGGCCCUUGUACAAAAAAAACAAGCGGCAACACAGGGACCAUUGCGUAAGCCAGUGGCGUCCCCCAGGCAAGAAAAUCCACUCAUGACAGAAGCUUUAGCAGUAGCAACAGUUUUAGAAGACGACGAAGAAAACCGGCCCACAACAUACGACUUCCCUAAUCGUUGUCAUAUCGGAGCGAACGGAGAAGAACAAAAGCGACUACGGCAACAGCACGAACAACAUCAUCAAAAGGACAAAAAAAAAGCUACGAAAAGUAGAGAAAAAGCGGCGAAAUCAACAAGCGCUCCCGUCACCGUUGUCACAGCUACUGCAUCUGCAGCAUUUACGUUGUAGGAGUAGAACUAGUAGAAUGUACUGCUGUGCGUCUCUGCCUUGACCUUGUCCUAACAAACGAUAGGUACGACGCAGAAACGUUGCUGAUAUUACUUGGCAUAAAGGUAAGAAGGAGAAGAUUCUUCCACGGUUGCAACGAAGCCGAAAACGCAAAAGUAAAUCUAGAGAGUAAUCACAAUGAUAUAGUUUUGUACAUUGUAUGUAUUGUAAAAGCAAACAAAAACGAAAGCAAAAAGGAGAAACAAUAUAAGAAGAAUGAGACAUACUGUAUUUGCGUUGAUGCGAUCGUUUGUCGACAGUGACGUACAGCGGCAGUAAUAGCAAAAACGAAAAAUAGUUGGUGUGCCCGACAGAAGAAAACAACGUAUGAUGUAGUAGGUCAUUGGGAACAAGCGUCAAAUAAAUGCCCGUCGAAGUUACAGAGCAAAUUUUUUAAAACAAAAACAGUAGGAAAGAGGCGGACCAUCGAAAUGACUGAGGAAAGCCGGCUUACAGAUCAACCAUCACCCGCACGUCAGCAGACAUCCCAGCAUCGUCUGAGUGCAGGAAUUUUACCGCUUACGCCUUUGGGCGGCAGCAGCAGCUGUAAUGUUGAUACAAGCACUGCAGGUGAGUCGAAGGGACUAGACCGCGAGUGCUGCGAGGCGGCCAAAAGGAAGCUCUCCUCCCGGAUUAUGACGGUCAAUGUUCGACUUCUUGACGAUACCACGAAGACGUUUCAUGUACAGUAUAAAGCAAGCGGGCAGGUGCUGUUCGAUCAGGUAUGCCGAGUUCUUAACCUGCUAGAAUCUGACUACUUUGGUUUGGAGUAUUGGGACGAAGAAGGAACUAAGUAUUGGCUGGAUUACGAAAAGGCGAUGUGUAACCAGCUCUGUCUAAAUCUCGAGGACGUAUUUCUUGAAUUCUGCGUCAAAUUUUACACGCCCGAUCCAGGGCAGCUCGAAGAGGAAUUCACACGCUAUCUUUUCAGCCUUCAAAUCAAACGGGAUCUCGCACAGGGCAUCCUUUUGGUGCACGAGGAUACUGCCGCCGUCUUGGCUUCUUACAUAGUCCAAGCGUCAUGCGGCGACUUCAGCAUAGAGGAUUAUCCUGACUCAUCGUACCUGUCGUGUCAUCAGUUCGUGCCCCGACAGUCAAGGAUUCUCGAGGAAAAGAUUAUGCUCCAUCACCGAAACCACAUAGGUCAAAGUCCAUCGGAGGCAGAUAUGAAUCUGCUUGAAGUAGCGCGCCGUUGUGAGUUCUAUGGCGUCCGAUUAAUGCCUGCUUUCGACGCGGAAGGUGUGCCGCUCACGAUGGCCGUUGGGUAUAUUGGCAUUGUAGUUUACCGCAACGCAAUGAAAAUGAAUACGUUCUCGUGGAAUAAAAUUCGUAAGCUUAGCUUCAAACGGAAGAAGUUCCUCAUCAAGCUGCACCCAACCGAGGGCUACGGUUGCUAUGGUAAAGAUUGCGUAGAAUUCCAUUUUGACAGCAGAAACGCGUCCAAGAGCUUCUGGAAAAGGUGCAUCGAGCAUCAUGCGUUCUUUCGAUGCACAGAGGUCCAUAAGGCCUGCCGAGUGCGAGGCAAGACCAGAAUCUUCAGUAGGGGCUCUUCAUUUCGGUACAGUGGUCGAACGCAGCGACAAGUGAUUGAGUACGUGCGCGAGACUUCGGCCAGACGGCGCUCCUUUCAGAGGUCAUCGAGUCUCCAUCUGGCUAACCCGGGUCUUUCGCCCAGUGGAGUGGCCUCUAGCUACUCGUGCUCAUCGAUGACGCAUCUUCAUACUCUCCAGGGCAACGAACGGCCAGUUAGCGGACCGCCAGCCAGCGACAACAACAACGAAGAUUUCAGUAAAACUACCGUGUGCCUAUCUGAACCGAAUACGCCCCAGCACAGGGUGAACGUUUCGGCAGACAAUAUCGACAAAGAUGAUACAAUUUCACAUGAAUCGUAUCAUUGUGUUCUCAACCAGUCGUUAGAUGAUCCAGCGGUUAACAUCACGCUGCCGUUGGACACGUCGACAGCGUCCAAAGGAGCAGUGCACGACGCGAACCGUGAAUCGGACAACGAAAGUCCGCUACAUCGUGGUCGGACCAGGGCCCAGAGCCGUAGUCCUGAACCUCGAUUAUCCGAAAAGCAAGGUCGCCAACCUCGGGCUUCCCGAUUAUUCCCCGGAAGCGAUCCAAGUGAUGAUCCGACCAACGGGGGUCGAUUGACACGACACGGCUCGAUCGAGUCGAACGAAGUGCCCUACACGUUGCAUUAUCGCCGUGAAUCUAAUGCACAGAUAAAAUACAAGCAGACAGAAAUAGAAGAGUACGAAAGGCGUAAGUCACAGAUACGCCGCCAUAAAUCACAGCCCCGUGAACCGCGCAGUCGCUAUCGAACGUCACCGGAUCAUGAGAGGCUAUGUCGUUCCUCAAGCGAGAAGCGAGCCAAGGUGAAUUACGCCCGCUGGGGUGAACUGCCAGCGGCCGACAGCUAUUCUAGUCGCGACGACAGCAUCGAUGGGACUUUUGAGAGCGAAAUCCGUGAACGAUGGACGGAAAUGCGAAGGCAACGGGAGCGCCAAAGAGCGCGCCACUUAUGGCAACAACGGAGCGAAAUUGAGAAGAGCUUAGAGGCGGAGGAAGCUGAAGAAGCGCUAAGCUCGCGGCAACGACUACAGCAGCAGCAGGAAUUGGAAAAACAACAGCAACACAUCCAACAACAACAUUAUGCCGAACAAGACCAUCUACUGGGAGUCACUUCAGAGGUGGCAGUCGAAUCGCCAUCUGAAAUGCCUCCACCGCACCUGCCGCACGAAAUUCUAGCGGACUUUAACAGAGCGCAGCUCCUCGAUGAGGCCGCCGUAGAGCCUUCUGCUGAGUCCGUGUUGCAGAUGAUUGUUCUGGAGGGAGCACCCAGUAGCAGCCACCUAGUGGAAACAGAAAGUGACUUGGGAGCCCGUCUUGAGCAUCUCGAGGGCAAUCUUGAAGAAAUUGAACUUCUCAAAGAGCUUGAAUUGGAAGCCGUCCAGCAGGAGUGUCAGAGACUGGAGGAAACGCUUGCGUUGAACACUGAGUUGAAAGAGCAAUAUGAGCGAGUGCUAAAGAGUGAAGGCGCUGAAGUAAUGUCGCUUUUACAAAGUCUGCGCGAAACCACAUCAGCGCUGCGUAGUAUAACCGCAGCCGCUCUUACCACUACAGCUGCGACCGCGACCCUCAGCAUGUCUUCGGAGAGCCUCGUCAGUUCGCCAAAGGAUCAAGAAGGUGAUGGGGAUGAUGAUAACUCUCAAGAGGACGACGCUGCCAGAAAGGAUCUACCCUAUUCGGAACAGAGCACCAGCUCCGACCGGGGUACAGCUCUUCAGCCACUAGAUAGAAGGAAAUCGAACACACAAGGUAGCAGCGUUGAAAGGGUUUUUUCCGAACAAGGAGACGAUUUCUCUUCUCUGCAGUCAACUCACGUCCCCAAGGUAAGCGUUAGGGAUGCAUACGUCGCUUGUCUGCAAUCGCUUUUGCACGAUCCCACUACGGCCGUGCUUGCAACGGCGGCGACGGCUACCGGGACGAUGCUGGCGUUUGACACCGUCGGCGCCAAGGAAAUGGUAAACGGCAACGGUAGACAGCCGCCCAUUAAGUACCAUCUUACAGUCAUUUCCACAGCACCAGAGCAUGAAGCAAUGGCCGGAACAGAAAUAGUAGAAGAGGAGAAAAAUGUGGGCAAAUCAGAAACAGCUUCACCCUCCCAGCAAAAGACUCAGCUGCAGCGAGAGAUGCAGCAGCAGUUACUUCAGCAGCCAGCGCAACAGCAAGAUCAGCAUAAGGAUGGCCAGGGUUAUGAAGGACCGCAGCUCAAGUUGACGCGAGAGUUCUGCGCCGAAAUCGAGGAGUUCCUGUCGAAAGUUCCCAGCACUUCUGAACGAGACCUAACAGCCGAAAUAACCAGUAGCCUACGAGCAGAAGACCCCUGCAGUACGUUUAGCGAACGAGGAAGAGCUUCUAAAGAACGCCAAAUCGAAACAACAUCCUCAGGAUUGACAUUCGUGGUUGAGUCUUUGGAAAGUCCCGAUAAGAGCGCAAUGCCCUACCUCCCUCAUUCAUCUUCAAGUUCCAGUUCGAGCGGGACCCCACCCAUGGGACGCAUGUUUAUAAAGAUUAAAAAGAAGCGCAUGUUCGCCAAGCACGAGGACAUUUCCGACGUGUCGAGUUCAAGUUCGGAGAUUCGACUGACACUAGAUGAGUUCGAAUUCCUGCGUAGGGAAAUCGGCAAAGGCCGAAAAAUUGGCCAAGUCAUCCCCGAGUCUGUGGUCAGCAGCAGCGAGGACAUCACGUUCUCGGACGAAACCGAGGCGGUGUUCGUGGGAGAUGAGCCCAAGACCCUAUGCAACAGUCCCGUAUCGAACCCACAUACGCCGCUGCCGGACCCUGACGCAUCCCUUCGUCUAAGCAAAUCGUCAAGCGAAGAUAGCUCGAUUAACUGCGCCCACGAGCCAAACACAAUGGCAAAUCUCGAUCUCAAUAUUGAAGGCCAGAUCCAAGUCACUGCGAUGGAAGACAUUUACUUCGUACCUGUAGAAGAUCGAUUUGCUGAAGGAAAGGAUCUCCUUGUUGGAGGAAAGCUAGUGCCAAUUGAACAAAAGGAACUGAUGGAGUUGUUUAUUGAGCGCGAGGACACUGGUGACGUUCAGCUCUUUGUUGAUGAGUCCGCUGUGAAGGCUCAUAAAGCGGUGUUGACUGCGACAAGUGACUACUUCAAAGCGAUGUUUCGGUGUGACUUUAUCGAGUCUUCUGAAAAUGAAGUCAAUGUACCGGACUUUGAUUUGCUCACAGUUGAAAGAUUUUUGAAAUUUAUUUAUACUGGAGAGGUGCAUAUAACUGAGGACAGUUUCCAGGAAGUGUUCAGUCUGGCUAACCAGUUCCAGGUACCGUCGCUUAUCGCUCUCUGUGUUGAAAUCUCUACAAAAGACCUCUCUUGGGAAAACUUUGGCCAGCAUUAUGCUGACGCCCAUGAGUUUGCUCUACAAGGACACUUCGACAUGUGCCAUGACUUUCUUGCACAGCAUUUUCAAGACCUCAUUCGAAAUCGGCCACUUCUUCGAGACAUUCGUCCUGAAGCAAUUCUCAACGUGCUUUCAAGGGACGAUCUGUUUGUUCAAUCCGAGGAUGAUGUUGUAGAGAUCAUAAUUAAUUGGGUAAAAAUCAAUCCGGCUGAAAGAGAGCCCGCACUCACCCAUAUUCUAGAUCAGAUUCGUCUUCCUUUUGUAUCAAUGCGCGAGCUAAGAAGGCUGGCCGACAGCUUUGGUCAAAACCCCGUUCUCAAAAUGAAGACCCUACGUAGAGUGAUGAGUGAGAUGCAUAAAGAUGACGGAAAGUGGACGAAAGCCAGGCAUCAUUAUAGAACCGCGGCUACACCGUUUAUAAACUAUGAUGGCGAGGAAGAAAAUAAUUAGGUGAUUCAAAGGUGGUGCAAAUUUAUAUUAUACAGAGACAUGUCCAUACAUCGAGUGUAACGCCGCAAACUUUCAUGUGCCUUAAGAGCCCCGGGACUUUAUCGGAACAAAACAUGUCUAGACUUGAUGUCUAAUACUGUGUCUGUGAUAUCUACAGUUUAUAAAACUAACAAAGUCCGAAGAAUAAAGACGUAAGCCUAUGCCAACCAAUAUAACAGGCGGCUUCAUAGUAUUUGCCAGUUUGGUUACGUUUUGGUAAAUAGUAUAAAAGGGCCAAUGAAAGUUAUUCUUUGAAGCAAUGCUGAUGAUAAAUGUCCGGAAAGAAUCUUCCUGAUAUAGUCAAAUUUUUACCGACGCACUAGGCGGUUCAUUUUGCAGAGUUCGCUUGAAAGUCCCAUACUGUCAACCCAAUAGCUUCCGAAUUAAAGGCUGCCUUCGUAAAGUCAAGUCUUUUGCACAAAAACAAUGUUGUAGCCAUUUGGCAGAACCACUUGCUGUUUGGCCACCUUCAUUAGCAGACCUGUGAGAAAAGAUGCUGAAUCUCUAACACCUCCCUUUUUGCUACAGGAACGAGGUGUUAUUUAGCCGUACCAUUUGAAAUACAAAUGUAAACGCCAUUUACAAGUAAGGAAAGCAGUAGAUCAUACUCUUAUGUAUCAUCUUUUGAUGAGGUAACCCUUCACUGAGCACAUAGGCUCAAUUUUUGAGUUGUUUGCUUAGCUCGGUAAGCCUGUUUGUUCCUGAGAAAGUCGACGAAGCGUCCCCGUGUGUGUGUUUAUGGACCUGUUAUGCAAUCUAGCAAAACGAUACGGCCCACCUCUAUCAAUACUUUUUAAGUAAGUUCGCACGAAAGUAAGUUCAGUUAGUUUGCAGUCAUUGAAUUGACGCUGGAGAUAGUCUACUUCCAAUGAAAACAUUUUUUUGUGACUAACUAUUCCAAAGCGUGACCUUCUAUGCGUUCUCUAUCCGCAAAAUUUAGAGCAUCUUCAUAAACAGUUAAUUUUAUUAUUGGAGAACAAUAGAUUAUAUAUGAAUGAUGUCGCUGGCAAACACUUAUCGGUAAGCUUGAUCCUUGCUGUACUAAUAUGUUUAUGAAGGAUAUAACAAAAUAACUCGUUUAAUUAUACCUAUGUUUUAAUAACUCAAAUAUAGUGUUUGCUGGAAACGAUAAUCGAAGGUUUGAGCUUUUGCCUUAACGUUUUUAUUACCGAAUCGUAUACGUUAUGACCAAAAAAAUUCAAUAAAAAAGAUUUUCUAUUUUUAAACUGUUUUAUGCAGGCAACGUUGGCAUGGGUCACGAUUGGAAAUGUGAGUUUUUCAAAUACCAAUGCAAAACAAUAAUAUGUGAAUAUAAAAAUAAUUUAAAAUUUUAGAUUUGACGAAGCCUUCAAAGAAAUGCCCUAAGAUUUUCGAGUUUUUACAAUUUAUUGAUGAUUUGAUACUCAUUUUCGUUCGAAGUCUUUUGGCAUAUCCGGGUAUAAAAUCUUAAAGACUAACGACCAGUCUGAUUCUCAUUUUACCCCAACAAAACGAUUUCCAUAUGAACGUAAUUUGGAGAAAGUUAGAAAGCUAGAAAGCAUCGCAGAUGAUUUAAUAGCCGAUUAGGUUUGCCUUUGUUUAAAGAAAAGUGACGCUUAACGGUCCUCGAACAUACAUCUCUUCGUUUACGAACGUUGCAGAUCUACAACAAUGCCUCGGUAAAAGAUAGAAAAUGCCGCCCAUAGAAACAUCCUAAAGAUGUAUUCCUACAUCCUAAAGAAGGUUCGCUAUGUUCGACUAUCUGUGGUCGAGUAGUCAGUUUGGCAAAAUGCUGGGCAUCGCGUACUGUUCUGGUUGUCAACAGUCAGUAAUGUGGGUUCCAUAUGAUCGAAUAUAUCUUCAGGCCUGUAACUUUCUACACCUAAAAAAUAAAUGAUUAAAACUUCGCCGAGUUCUGGUAUGAAUGAAUGAAUGGUUCCUAUUCGAUAUCAUUUGGUCAGAGUUGAAAUUCUUCAGCGUCUCUGGGUAGUAAGGCCUGUACUAGGAUAAAACCAAUUCCUAGUAUAUUGCGGGUAUAAAGUAAGAUUUACGCAGCACGUAGGACCAUAGAAAAUUCAAAUGGAGAACUCCGUUUCAGAGAGAAGCACUAGAGGUCAGUUAGAGAUCGACUUGAAGGCCCCCAGUCUGUACAAUCGACAUUCGAGAUAGCGGCUUAUUCGUUCGUCUUUUAACGCAAAUACACUACGAGCGGCGACUUCCCAAAAAAAAGUUGGUGUUAUUGUUUCGCAACUACUUUCUUUUUUACUACUAAGUUUUAAUGCGGCACCUUGGGAUCUGUUAUGAUAAAUUAAAUAAAAGAAAAAAAAAAACUACUUUUGAGCUCUUUACUGGCAUAAUGCACAUAGAUGC
This is a messenger RNA of Varroa destructor (honeybee mite), 9996 nucleotides long. RefSeq lists its product as uncharacterized. NCBI's taxonomy places the organism in Eukaryota, Metazoa, Arthropoda, Arachnida, Mesostigmata, Varroidae. Gene Ontology annotation, cellular component: cytoskeleton. Gene Ontology annotation, molecular function: protein binding; guanyl-nucleotide exchange factor activity. The record is from RefSeq and is a predicted model, not a curated record.